UUUGAUAACGCGCUAAAUGUACGCUAUCCGCGCGCGAGACCGCGCGCCCGCAUCAUCCGCAACCCUCCGCCGGCUGCGCCAGUCGCACGUUGGCCGAUGACGGACGCGCACGGGGUGAAAGUGAACGCGUCUCCGACCGGCGGCACGCUACUCCGGGACGGCAUCGGUGCGAGCGUGUCGGCGUCGAUGAGGCUGACAGAAGACACCGCGGCGAUAUAAUGGCAUCCAGGAGGCCGACCAAGUACGACGACUCGUAAAAAUCGACGACGACGACGAUGGAAUUGCGCAAGGGCUCCUGGAAGAUCGUGAUCCUCGUGUGCGCGUUGGUCAUCUACCUGUGGAUGCUCUUCGUCGAUCACUCGCACAUGCUGGCCGACAUAUCGCAGAGGAUCACGCUGCAGAAAACGCGGAUCUCCCCGAGGAACGUCUUGUACCAGAGUCCCGAACGAUCGAGGAUCGAGCAGGCAUCACUUCCGGACGGCCGGACGGACCUGAAAAGACCGCAGCCUCUCUCGUCCCGAAACGCCAGCGGUACGCCCGAAAGAGGUGUAUCGGGAUAUCAGACGCUUAAGCAACAGGGUCUGGUACCAAGCCGGCAAUUACCGACCGCCCUGAUAAUCGGCGUGAAGAAAGGCGGGACGAGGGCCCUUUUGGAGUUCCUGCGAUUGCACCCCGCGAUUCGCGCCGCCGGCUCCGAGGUUCAUUUCUUCGAUCAUCAUUACGUUAAAGGAUUCCGUUGGUACAGGCGCAGGAUGCCGCCGACUCUGGUCGGUCAGAUCACCAUGGAGAAGACGCCGUCGUACUUCGUGACGAGCGAGGUGCCGAAGAGGGUGAAGCACAUGAACCCGGGGAUGAAACUGAUCGUCGUGGUGAGGGACCCGGUGACUCGGGCGAUCUCCGAUUACACGCAGGUGAAGAGCAAGCGUCGGAAAAUGCCGCGCUUCGAGGAUCUGGCCUUCCUGAACGGCUCGAGGAUCGUGGACACCUCCUGGAUGCCGCUGAAGAUCGGGGUCUACGUGCGGCAUCUGGAGCGGUGGCUGCAAUACUUCCCGCUUACGCAGUUCUUAUUCGUGUCCGGCGAACGUCUGAUCGCCGACCCGGUGAUGGAGAUCACCCGGGUGCAGGAUUUCCUGGGCCUGAAGCGGGUGAUAUGCGAGAAACACUUCUACUUCAACGCCACUAAGGGCUUUCCCUGCUUGCUCAAGUCGGAGGACCGCGCGACGCCGCACUGUCUCGGAAAAAACAAGGGUCGCAGUCAUCCCUACAUCGAUCCUAUGGCGAUUCAGCGUCUUCGAGAUUUCUAUCGGCCGUUCAAUCAGCGAUUUUAUCAAUUGGCGGGUAUGGAUUUCGGCUGGUACUAAAAUCCACGCGUGUCGCAUACAUACAUAUCGUAAGCAGGAAAACGGAACGGAGUCAAUUCUCGUUGUGUAUCAAGUACUUAUUGGUACUUGUCAAAUACGAUAUCUACUACGCCUGAAUAUCUGUAACCUGAUAUAGGAACAUAUAUAUUACAGUCAUAUCAUCAGAGCGCGCCGCGUUUAGUCCAUAUAGCGUUCGAACGAAACUUUUCCGAAAUCUUGCUUCCGAUGAUGUAGUCUUUAAUUUCAUCAAGUUUUAAUCUUCUCAAAUUGCAUUAAAUUGCAAGAAAAUACAUAUCUUUUUGUUGUAUUGAUUUAAUACAGCGUUAUUAUAAAAUAAUUUAAGAACUCCGUAUAUAAUAGAAGUCAUUGUGUUCCGUUUGUUAUUUAUAUCGUAGUUAGAUUAUUUAAUUUUGUAGUUUAGUAAAUACUAGAUUUGCCACCGUAAAACGAAAAAAAGAAACGAUAUCUCUAAAAGUUAUGAGCGUACAGUUGCCGUCCGGGAAGUCUUUACGAAAAGAAACCGUGACAUAUCUAUAAUUAUCCUAUAAAUUAUUAUAAUAAAGCCACAAUAAUGAAAUUAUAUCUGAGAAUAUUGAAGAUAUACUUCUAUACGCAAUGAAAAGAAUAUAAAAUCUGUAUGAAAUAUAUUAUAUAUAAUAUAUAUAUUAAUAAUGCGUGCGAAAAUAAACGGGAGUUACAGUUUCUUCAGUGCAACAUGAAAUUAGUUAUUUCUACUAAAUAAAAUUAAUUUAAUUUAAUACACCGUAAUUAGUUGAACCGAAUCUCACAAUACUAGGAUAUAUUUAUCGGUUAUUUACUUUUAGAUUUUUAAUUCUGUAGAAAAAUCACAAUAGUGCAAUGUUAAUAAUGUAUCUCUUUGUAAUUUAAUGAAUUCAUGUGAAAUGUAACAGCGAACGCGAUUAUUAUAACAAUUAUGCAACGAAAGGGCGAGGUAAUUAAAAAUUUUUUAUCAAGCAAAAAUUUAUUCGCGCUGACUAUAUUAUAAAAAUUGUCUCAAAAACUUUUGAAACAGCUCUUUUAACUAUAUUAUCAAAGUUUUAAACAAUUCACGUGUAAUUAAAACGAACUUUUUCAUUUUGCAAUACAAAUAAUAUCAUCUACCUAAUAUCAUAUGCAUUAUAUCGCACAAAAAGGAAUAAUUUGUAUAUAAUAA
This is a messenger RNA of Temnothorax curvispinosus, 2535 nucleotides long. Its product is annotated as heparan sulfate glucosamine 3-O-sulfotransferase 6-like. Bases 276 to 1361 code for a protein of 361 amino acids. The record is from RefSeq and is a predicted model, not a curated record. The transcript is spliced from 4 exons. Lineage: Eukaryota; Metazoa; Arthropoda; Insecta; Hymenoptera; Formicidae. Gene Ontology annotation, molecular function: [heparan sulfate]-glucosamine 3-sulfotransferase activity.